Messenger RNA from Rhea pennata, 1580 nucleotides. It is a transcript of the gene ZNHIT1, whose product is annotated as zinc finger HIT-type containing 1. The record is from RefSeq and is a predicted model, not a curated record. The transcript is spliced from 5 exons. Bases 54 to 518 code for a protein of 154 amino acids. Lineage: Eukaryota; Metazoa; Chordata; Aves; Rheiformes; Rheidae. Gene Ontology annotation, biological process: chromatin remodeling. Gene Ontology annotation, molecular function: nucleosome binding. Gene Ontology annotation, cellular component: Swr1 complex.
GCGGCGGCGGGUGAGGGCGGAAGUAGCGUCGUCCCUGAGCGCGGCGGGGCAACAUGGUGGAGAAGAAGGUGUCAGGCCGGUGCCCGGAGGCGGCGCAGCGCCGGGUGCUCGACCGGGCGACGCGGCAGCGACGCCUCAACCGGCAGCUCGAAGCCCUGGAGAACGACAACUUCGGCGACGACCCCCAGGCCGGGCUGCCGCGACCCGGCAAGCGGCUGCCCCACUUCGCCGACACCGCCGAGACAGGGAAGAAGAAGAAGAAGACGCGGGGCGACCACUUCAAGCUGCGCUUCCGCAAGAACUUCCAGGCGCUGCUGGAGGAGCAGAACCUGAGCGCGGCCGAGGGCCCCAACUACGUGUCGGCCUGCGCCGGCCCCUCGCGCCUGCCCCAGCGUCACUUCUGCGCCGUCUGCGGCUUCCCCUCCGCCUACACCUGCGUCUGCUGCGGCGCCCGCUACUGCUCCAGCCGCUGCCUCGGCACCCACCAGGACACCCGGUGCCUGAAGUGGACGGUGUGACGGGGCCACCGCUGCCACCGCCCGUGGGGCCACGUCCUCCCCCCCCCCCGCCCCCGCCCCAUGGCUCCCUUGGGUGCCCCCCACCCACCCCCCAUGUCCCCACGCGGGUCUCCGCCGCGGACGUCCCCCUGGAAUCCCCACCCGUGUUCCCCCCCCCUCCACGUCCUCCCACGGGUGUCCCCACGGGUGGCCUCCCGUGUCACUCCCACGUCCCCACAGGUGUCCAUCCCGUGUCCUCCCCACGGGUGUCCCCACGGGUGUCCAUCCCGUGUCCCUCCCACGUCCCCACGGGUGUCCCCACGGGUGUCCCUCCCGUGUCCUUCCCGUGUCCCCACGGGUGUCCAUCCCGUGUCCUUCCCGUGUCCCCACGGGUGACCUCCCGUGUCCCUCCCAUGUCCCCACGGGUGUCCCCACGGGUGUCCUUCCCGUGUCCCCACUCAUGUCCCUCCCGUGUCCUUCCCGUGUCCCCACGGGUGUCCCUCCCGUGUCCUUCCCGUGUCCCCACGGGUGACCUCCCGUGUCCCUCCCAUGUCCCCACGGAUGUCCCCACGGGUGUCCAUCUCGUGUUCCCACUCAUGUCCCUCCCACGUCCCCACGGGUGUCCCCACGGGUGUCCCCACGGGUGUCCCUCCCGUGUCCCCACAGGUCUCCUCCCGUGUCCCCCCCGUGUCCCCAAGGGUGUCCCCACGGGUGCCCCUCCCGUGUCCCUCCCCACGGGUGUCCCCUCCCGUGUCCCUCCCCACGGGUGUCCCCUCCCGUGUCCCCCCCGUGUCCCCACGGGUGUCCCCACGGGUGCCCCCCCGUGUCCCUCCCCACGGGUGUCCCCUCCCGUGUCCCCCCCGUGUCCCUCCCCACGGGUGUCCCCCCUCCCCGCGUGACACCCACCCGCCCCGCUGCCCGCAGGGGCCCAGGCGUCCGGGCCGCCCCCUCCCCCCCCCCCCCCCCCCAGCCACGACUCCUGCCCCCGGGGUGGCACCUCCGCAGCUGUUUAAUAUUAAAGGCCCCGCCCCUCGCCGCCGGGGCCUGGCUCCCCAUUGGCUGGGGGAGGAGGCGUGGCUCAGC